UCCCCGGGAUGUCCCUACCCCAAGAUGGGCGCGCCAUUUACUAGUCUCACCUGCCUCAGCAUCCCGGCCAUGGGCGAGUUCCGAGAGCGGAAUUUAACUGGCGUCCUUGCAGCCCUGCCGGGCCGACCUCUCAAGCCCUCCGGGCGCUGGAGGGGGCCACCGUUCUGGGUUGGUUCCGACUCUGGAGUCAGGAGCCCACCUCAGACACUAGCGGUGUGACCGUGGCCGAGGCGCUUCACCUCAUCUGUAAAGUGAGGAGUUUGGACUUGGUGACCUAAGGCCCCUUCCAGUUCCAUAAUUAUGAUCUUAAGGUGCAAUGAAAAUUAAAAGCUCCUUAAGUUAAAAAAAAAGCAGGAAAUAAUCUGGAGCAGAGACUCUCAUAAAAGAUGUUUGUGAGGUAGAGUUUCAAGAUGUGGAUUUAGCUCUCAAAAAUUUACACCACCUUUCUUCCUGUGCACAUGAGGGACUAUCUUAAGUGCCGGAGAUAAUAAUACAAAGAACGAAAACAAUCCUAACAAUCUCAAAGGGGUGAAGAUUUCCCAAGAAUAUAUCAAAAAAGGACUGAGCUCUUCAAGGCCAUCAGUUGAAGUUCAUAUUAACUUGUGGAGAGUGUGAACCUACCACUGAUCUCUUGUAAGAAACCAGAAUCAGCAUGCCUGAGAAUCAGGGAGCAAGCUGUAAAAGCCAUGACAGCUUUCCUGGCACCCCCAGUGGAAGUUCUGUGUUGUGUUUUGGACAGUACCAGUACACAGCAGAUGAGUACCAGGCCAUCCAGAAUGCUCUGAGACAAAGGCUGGGUCCAGAAUACAUCAGUAGCCGACAAGCUGGGGGUGGCCAGAAGGUCUGUUACAUUGAAGGUCAUAGGGUCAUCAGUCUGGCCAAUGAAAUGUUUGGUUACAAUGGCUGGGCUCAUUCUAUCACACAGCAAAAUGUGGAUUUUGUUGACCUCAAUAAUGGCAGAUUCUACGUGGGGGUCUGUGCAUUUGUGAGGGUCCAGCUAAAGGAUGGUUCAUAUCAUGAAGAUGUGGGUUAUGGUGUUAGUGAGGGCCUGAAGUCAAAGGCCUUAUCUUUGGAGAAGGCAAGAAAGGAGGCAGUGACAGAUGGACUGAAGCGAGCACUCAGGUGUUUUGGGAAUGCUCUCGGGAAUUGUAUCUUGGACAAGGACUAUCUGAAAUCUUUAGACAAGCUUCCACGACAGCUCCCAUCUCAACUGGACUUAGCCAAUAUCAAAAGACAGGACUUUGAGCCCUCUGUAGAGCAGACAAGAUAUCGAAGCUGCCUAAAGAACAUGGUUCCUGCACCCCCACAGGUGAAGGAGGUGAUGUCCCCUUGUGGACCAGGCUGCACAGAUGCUCCUGUCAUCGUGGCAGAGGGCGAGCCAGGAAGUGGCUCAUGCAGAAACACCUCAUCCUUGGAGGGGGAUGCCACAUACCAGCGGAAGCUUCGGCAAAAGCAGUUGCAGCAGGAGUUCCGGGAGCAGAUGGAGAAGCAGCAACAGCAACAGCAGCAGGAUCAGAUAGCGGCUCCUUCAGGGGAAUUUCAGAGUCACAGUAGAUCAGAAAAGCCAGAAGCAAUGGCCUUGGGGACAAAGAGAGGAGAACUUGGAGUCCCUCCCCUGAAGCACAGUACUCCUGUGACUGCUACCCCAGGCCCACUCACUCAGGAAUUCUUUGAAGAUAACCCUGAAAUGUGGGAUGUCCCUUUGGAUGCAGAAGACAUCAAUGCUGUCAAGCCUGUGCCGGGCUCAGGUCCCAGUUCAUCCGACCCUCCAGCCACUCCUGGCUUAAAGAAUCACAUGACAACCUGGGGCAAGAUGCCUCCUGAGCCGAGUCACCAGAGGUCCACUUUGUCAGGGAAUUGUAGCUCUUACAGGAAGAGUCAGGACCUGAAGAAACGAAAAUUGGAUUCCCAUUAACUGGGGCCUGGAACGCUUAAGAUUCUGGGCUGUAUAUGGACCUAGGAAAAUACUAGAAGGUGUCUGUGCAGAAGAACACUUUACCUCCUUCAUGGCUCUGAGGUUGCAAUUAGAGUUUGUUAAAUUCCCUACAAUUCUCUCCCGGUGACACAAGUCUUUCUCCCUUGGACUUAUCAGACUUUAGUCAAAGCUUUUUCCCAAAGUGAUACUUUUUAGGUACCAUCUUGAGUCUUGAUACAUUUUUUAAAUCAAGCAGAUCUCAGUGCCUGUCUUCUCAAUACACUGCAGAUGAAAUUUAGGAGGAAGUCAUCAACCUUUUUAGAACCCAAGUGCUGUGGAUGGAAUGCCAGUCAAUCAGAGCUCUGUCAAUUUGUAAAUGGAACCAUGUUUGGUUAAGACUAGCAGAGACAAGUGGUGCUUAGAAGGUAAAUGCCUCUCCUUUUGUUAUUGGUCUCUGAGUCUUUGCCCUUCUUAAAUUAAUUUGUUAAUAAAAUGUAGGUUUUGAGUUGCUAGUUGGCAGCUUCUAGCAGUACCUAUUUUCCAUCAGUAAGCACAUUUCCUCAAUUAAGAGCCAAUUGGGGAGCAGCUAGGUGGUGCAGUGGAUAGAGUGCCGGCCUUAGAUUCAGGAGGACCUGAGUUCAAAUCUGGCCUCAGACACUUAACACUUAUUAGCUGUGUGACCCUGGGCAAGUCACUUAACCCCAGUUGCCUCACUAAAAAAACAAAAAAAAAGCCAGUUGGAUACAACUAGAGGGUAAAACAUAUGGAGAGCUAAGAUAACCUGACUUUGCUGCUUAAUACAUCUGCUCCCCUUAGGCCAUUCUCUUUUCUUCAUUUGAGAUUAUCACCUCUUUAUGGCACCCACAGCCUGCAUUUAUUUCUUUUAACACCUUGAAGACCAAAUACCCAGAAGCAUAAUCUGUGCAGAAGGGUUACAGACUGAUAUCCUUGGAUCUUGCCAGAGAGCACAGUUGCCUCCUAUAGAGCAAGGGAAUUGUCACAAGGUGGUUCAGCAACCACUACUAAAACCUCCACUCCCCAUCUCCGGAGUUAUUGUGUUAAUCUACUUUUAAAACUUGACAUUCACCAGGAGUCUGUACUUGACUGUCAUUGCUAGAACUAUUACUUUUGUGUCCCUGUCUUCCAUUGAAGAGGCCGAUCCUUCAAAUCAUUCACAACACUCAACUGUACCUUAAGUGAGAACCAUUAAGGGAUAGCUUGCCUAUGAGCCACCUAGCUCAUAGGUUCAUUUUGAGGAUGAAGUCAGAUAAUGUGUUUUUUGCAAACUUCAGUGUGCUAUAUAAUUGCGAAUGAGGAUUAUGGUGUUUUUUCCUGGCACAAAUCAACCUUUGUGCAUGCUUUCCCAUUCUUCUCCCUCCACCCUAACCCCCCACCCCCCAAUUCUAAGUUCCUUGAGGAUAGGGACUUUUAAUAUCCCUACUGCCUAGCACAUAGUUGGUGUUACGGGAGAGAGCUUGACCCUGCACGAGUUUUUAAAAAAUAUAUGCUUAUCAUGCAGUAUCAUCUUAAUUAUUUAGAUAUUUUUAUCCCUCUACAAUAUUGAUUGUAGGCUUGUUCAUUUAAUAUGGCAAGGCCCCUUUAUAUGCAGCUAUGUGUGAGGAUGUUGCCUCCAUCUGUUCCAUUGGAGAAAGAUUGUGGAGAUACUUUCUUGGACUGUAUUUCCCAUUUGGCUGUCAUACAGCAAUAUACUGUUAGCCAAGACAUGAUGUUUGUUUGCACAGUGAAAUAUACUCAUCUUUUGGAAAGCUAGGACAUGGAGAUUAUCCUCAUCAUUUUCCCAUCCCCAAUGGUGGCAUUUUGAUGAGAGUUCUGUCCUGUUACUCUUGACUUUCCUCUCCAUAGAUAAGCUUUCUUUUGUCACUUUGUUUACAUGCUCACGACUUAUUUCUGAAAGGAAAAAAGGAAAACUGGUAUCUCUAAUGUAGUUGAUCCAAGUGCUCAAAUUGGUGUAAGCAUAUUGUUUGUUAGCUAGGAGCCUUAGGACUUAGGCCACCAGGGCUCUGGCAAACUGGGAAAAAAGGCUGCAAAUGAAACCCCCACAGCUCAACAAAAGCAAGUUUGGUUUAUUUGAAUGGUUUCAUUAAAUAAGUCUACAAAGGUAACAAACUGCAGCGCAAAGCGCAAUCUUACAAGAAGCGCAACGGCCAGUUAGUGCAAAAUGUACAAUUAACGGCUGCUCAGAAACCCCCAAGGUUUGAAUUCAUUUUAUUUUUUUUUUACAGUGUACAUUGUUAAAUAAUGUAAAGAAAACAUUUGUAAUUAAGAAACAGUUUUUUUUAAAUGUGGAAAAAGAUACUCAAAGUGUACUAUUAACACAAAAUAAUUUAAACAGUUCAGUAGCAUUAGUUUAUUCCUCUAGAUUUCAGUUAUUUCAUCCACAGGUGGGAAAUCAAUAGCAAAUA
Dromiciops gliroides (monito del monte) is the source of this 4338-nucleotide messenger RNA. RefSeq names its product RAD52 homolog, DNA repair protein (gene RAD52). The transcript is spliced from 14 exons. The record is from RefSeq and is a predicted model, not a curated record. Bases 653 to 1915 code for a protein of 420 amino acids. Gene Ontology annotation, cellular component: nucleus. Gene Ontology annotation, biological process: double-strand break repair via single-strand annealing; DNA recombinase assembly; mitotic recombination. Lineage: Eukaryota; Metazoa; Chordata; Mammalia; Microbiotheria; Microbiotheriidae.